AUGGCCUAUGGCCAUAAUUUCGCCUCAUGUGGGGCGAAGAAAUGCAGGGUGUGCGGGUCUGAGGAACACAUUAGGCGAGGGACUGUGACGAGUCGAAGAAGUGCCACGGGUGUGGAUCGUCAGCACACCUGUGGAGGGAGUGUACGGCUCGUCACAAGUCGUAUGCAGCUUCAGCUGGUGGGGGAGCAGGGGCAGGAGCGGGGGAUGGAGGAGGAAGAGGAGGAGAAGUUCCAGACCCAAGCGCAUGGCCAGAGGCAAUACCAUCGACGACGGAGGAGGAGCCGAGAACAGCAGCGGGAGGAGAGGGGGACGGGCAGGGGACUGCCGUAGCAGUUCUGGACGGAGAGGUGGUGCCGGAAAUGGAGACGGAGGGGAGUGUGGGAGAGGAGGUGCCGGAGAAGGAGGUUGGGGAGGAGCCAGCCACAGCCCUGGGAGGAGAGGAGAAUGGGGGGGGCGGAGUGGGGGGAAAGCGAGAUGUCGAGUGCCCAGGGGGAUAA
Messenger RNA from Coregonus sp. 'balchen', 497 nucleotides. The record is from the annotation of a GenBank genome assembly. Lineage: Eukaryota; Metazoa; Chordata; Actinopteri; Salmoniformes; Salmonidae.